AUGCCGCCAACGCCCCUUCCCAUAUUUGUCGACGUCGUCAGCCUCGCGGAAAAGGGCUCUGCAUCGUAUAAAAACGUAAAGAAAGGUCGUCUUUCAAAUGAGACCACCAAAUUACUCAAUGAAGUACGCACCAGGAUAUUGCCUGAUGGGCAACAGCGAAAUUCUGCCGAUGCCAUCGCCGCGUUGAAAACAGCGCAGAACACGGAAAUGUGGUGUGAGGCAGCAGUCGCACACAGGCGGGCUGCUGAUGCUGUGGCACAGACGGCGGCAAUUGUUGCACGCGAGACUAACGGAGUUUACACUGCAUCCAUGUUGGCACUUGUAGCACAACUACAGAAUAUCACAGGAGAGUUAAGGAACAUCAGAGAUCAGUUAAAGAUCGCGAACGGUAUACGAACUCAAGGCGCCGCUGGUCCACAUGGAUUCGCCUGA
Molecule: messenger RNA, 432 nt
Organism: Fonsecaea pedrosoi CBS 271.37
Lineage: Eukaryota; Fungi; Ascomycota; Eurotiomycetes; Chaetothyriales; Herpotrichiellaceae
Exons: 3
Coding region: 1-432 (143 amino acids)
Source: RefSeq, a predicted model, not a curated record